Messenger RNA from Aspergillus pseudotamarii, 798 nucleotides. RefSeq names its product oxidase ustYa family protein. The record is from RefSeq and is a predicted model, not a curated record. The coding region runs from base 1 to 798 and encodes 265 amino acids. NCBI's taxonomy places the organism in Eukaryota, Fungi, Ascomycota, Eurotiomycetes, Eurotiales, Aspergillaceae. The transcript is spliced from 5 exons. Gene Ontology annotation, biological process: mycotoxin biosynthetic process.
AUGGUCCUUCAAAAGUCAGAUGGACGUACCUCAGAGGAGAGCUGUAGCCCUACCCAACCAUUCAUUGAACAACAGGUCCCUUUGGAAGCGACAUCCCUCGCGCCUCCGAGGCACAGACUCACCUGGAUAAUUCACAUUGCGGCCUUCUCUAUCUCCCUUUCGCUGGUGUUGAUUGCAUUUACCAAGGAGCCAAGCGCCCUGCAAUGUACCCGCCAACUGUCACCAUACUCUCCUCUUAUUGAGGACGGGCUUAUCAAAUAUGAUUCCAAAGAUUUUGAAAACGAAUUCGAAAAGCCUUCGAACUAUCGGGGACAACCCAGCAAUCUUACCGAAGCAUCAUGGAAAGCGCUCUGGGAAACUCCUGCAAUCGGGGUACCAAGAGACAAACUAGAAUUACUCAAUAAAUCCGGUCCGGGAAGUUUGUUCCCCGCCCCUCCUGCGUCUGAUGAUAGCGCCGGGGAUACAUUCGCUGCCUUAGUUGAGGUCUUCCACCAGUUACAUUGCAUAAAUACGCUCCGCUUGGAAGUCCAUAAGAACAGCUACUACGACCAUUUUGGUCAAUGGCCAGAUGGAAGUGGCCCUGGGAAUGAAGCAGUAAAGAAGACCCAUAUAGAUCACUGCAUUGAGCUCCUACGCAUUACCCUUAUGUGCACCUCGGACGUGACACCCUUAAUGUUCAUAGAUGACCCCCAUGCCUUUCAGGGACGCACCCCUGAUUUCAAUACCAUGCAUAUGUGUCGGAACUUCUGGGAGAUCCGCGAAUGGGUUGAGAACAUGGGCUUACCUCCAUUAUCCUGA